UGACAUCUUCAGCCCAACCCAAAUCAUUAAGGCCUAGUCUUGUCCAUUCAAAAUGUUAUUAGGGUUUUAGCGCUCUCCGUUCAAAGUGGAAGAUUAGAGUGGUGUGAGGGAGUGUUUCUUUGCGGCUUAGCUUUCAGUAACCAUGGGUAUCUCACGUGACUCUAUGCACAAAAGACGUGCCACUGGUGGGAAGAAGAAAGCUUGGAGAAAGAAGAGAAAGUACGAGCUCGGCCGUCAACCUGCUAAUACUAAAAUCUCAAGUAACAAGACCGUCAGACGAAUCCGUGUUCGUGGUGGCAAUGUUAAAUGGAGGGCACUGAGAUUAGAUACAGGAAACUAUUCAUGGGGUAGUGAGGCAACCACCCGUAAGACCCGUAUCCUUGAUGUCGUCUACAAUGCCUCGAACAAUGAACUUGUUCGCACACAGACUCUAGUCAAGAGUGCAAUUGUUCAGGUUGAUGCAGCACCCUUUAAACAGUGGUACCUUCAGCACUACGGUGUUGACAUUGGUAGGAAGAAGAAGGGGGCUGCUGCUAAGAAGGAAACUGCUGAGGAGGGAGAAGGUGCUGCUGCUGCUGAGGAAGCUAAGAAGAGCAACCAUGUACUACGAAAAAUUGAGAAGCGCCAGGCGGAUCGCAAACUUGAUUCUCACCUUGAAGAACAAUUUAGUUCUGGUAGACUCUUGGCCUGCAUCUCAUCUCGGCCCGGUCAGUGUGGCAGAGCUGAUGGGUAUAUCUUGGAGGGCAAAGAACUUGAGUUCUAUAUGAAGAAACUACAAAAGAAGAAGGGCAAGUCUGGAGCUGGUGGAGCUGCUUAAUUUGUACCUCUUCAAUUUUUGAGACUAAUUUAUGUGUUUUCUUUCUACCUGUUAAUCAACUUGGUUUGUGAGGAUAUUUUUCUAUAUGCAGUAUUCUUUAAUCUUGCCAUGAGUUGACAUUAA
Molecule: messenger RNA, 940 nt
Organism: Lycium ferocissimum
Lineage: Eukaryota; Viridiplantae; Streptophyta; Magnoliopsida; Solanales; Solanaceae
Product: small ribosomal subunit protein eS8
Exons: 5
Coding region: 143-817 (224 amino acids)
Biological process (GO): maturation of SSU-rRNA from tricistronic rRNA transcript (SSU-rRNA, 5.8S rRNA, LSU-rRNA); translation
Cellular component (GO): ribosome; cytosolic small ribosomal subunit
Molecular function (GO): structural constituent of ribosome
Source: RefSeq, a predicted model, not a curated record